AUGAACGAAGAUAAACUAGUUUUACAAGAGGGAAACGAAAUGAGAAUGAAAGCCUGUAAUUUGACCAAAAUGAGAAGCGAUAAAGCUCAUCGAUUAAAUCGGUUAAUAGUUGAUAUAACAGAUGAACAAGCUGAGGAUUCCGAUAUUGGCGGAGACUCUGAGGCUGAAGAUGAGUUGUUUGGUUAUUCGUCUUCAAGAUCAACCCCAUCCAUUAGAUUAUCAGGCUUAAUAGAUAGACGAAAGAGAGACUUCGGAGUUAAGAAAAGUUUAAGAGGAAUAGACACAAAUUCAAUUAAGGACAGUCAAGAAUCAGCAAUAGAUGAAGAGCGAAGUAACGGCCAAGUGAGCCAAGCCAACAUUGAAAAUAGCAAAGCAAAUAAUAUUGACAACUGCUGCAAUGACAAUAGUGAUAACAGAGAAGGCGUUUCAAAUUCUGAAAAUUGUUCAUCAUGA
Molecule: messenger RNA, 453 nt
Organism: Diabrotica balteata
Lineage: Eukaryota; Metazoa; Arthropoda; Insecta; Coleoptera; Chrysomelidae
Source: the annotation of a GenBank genome assembly